CGUCUUCGUGUUGCGUUAAUUGUGCGUGUUAUUUUCGUAUUAAAGUAAAUCAAAAAACGCAAAUCAUCGAUAAAUUACUGACAGAAACUUCGAGGAAGGUAUCAAUUUUCGAGCAAAUGAACACAAUUUAUUAUUUGUGAUGUGCGACCGUUACUUCCAUUUUGCAAAGGAUCAAUCGGCGGUAAAUAAUGACAAUACACGCUCUUGAAUUAAAUUUCUCGCAAAUUAUCGCGAUAUUGAUCCUAUGGACGCGAUGUAUGCAGAUUUGCAGAGGAAUCGAGGCCGAAAUUGAUCUCGAUGUGGAAGGAAGCGGAUUUCAUAGAACAUUAAUUUAUCACGUAUAUUUCAAGGAUCUUAUCAAUGACGACUGUCACACUGCCAUUUACAUGGAAUUACCAUCAGCAUUGUAUGUCAAUGUCGAUGAAGUAGCAGAAUUGAGAAGAAGGGGCAUGAGUACAAUCUGUUCCGUAGGUGAGACUGAUGUUGAAUUAUUCGCUGAGAAGGCUGGUCAGCAAAACGUGACGACUUGUUCAUUCGUAAGUUCGUCAUCGUCCAAUUUAAUGAUUCCACUUCAUCAGCGUUAUCGAUACGCCCAUGAGUCCAAUGGCUAUGUCGACGCGAUUGUACCCGAGCCAAAGCUGCUUCUGGGAUGCCGGAAGAGGAUCAGAGAUCAUAGAGUGUCCAAGAUGGAUUUAUGUGAGCCAUGCGUCAAUCUGGCAAUUAAAUGGCGUGAAAUUCCGUAUCGUAUGUUAAAUGAUCGUACAUACGUGUGGUCGAUACCAGUCGGAGAUUCAUCUCUCUCGACGUUCGUCACUUAUGUCACAUUAUUGGCAACGAUUAUCGGCGCGAUAUUUAUCGUACGUGCCAUCCGGACCAAUGUAUCAAAGAAUCAUUCAAAGAAACAAGAGUGAGAUAAUUUGAGAUUUAAUAUAUAAAUAGUUUUGUAAUUCUAGAAAUUUUGUUACUAGUUGUUCGAGAUAAAUUAAAUAUCCAUCGUUUU
Camponotus floridanus (Florida carpenter ant) is the source of this 1000-nucleotide messenger RNA. RefSeq lists its product as uncharacterized. The record is from RefSeq and is a predicted model, not a curated record. Gene Ontology annotation, cellular component: endoplasmic reticulum membrane. Gene Ontology annotation, biological process: GPI anchor biosynthetic process. Lineage: Eukaryota; Metazoa; Arthropoda; Insecta; Hymenoptera; Formicidae. The transcript has 4 exons. Bases 189 to 911 code for a protein of 240 amino acids.